This is a messenger RNA of Solanum pennellii, 2293 nucleotides long. RefSeq names its product protein CTR9 homolog. NCBI's taxonomy places the organism in Eukaryota, Viridiplantae, Streptophyta, Magnoliopsida, Solanales, Solanaceae. The transcript is spliced from 17 exons. The coding region runs from base 149 to 2278 and encodes 709 amino acids. Gene Ontology annotation, molecular function: RNA polymerase II complex binding. Gene Ontology annotation, cellular component: Cdc73/Paf1 complex. The record is from RefSeq and is a predicted model, not a curated record. Gene Ontology annotation, biological process: regulation of DNA-templated transcription.
UAAUGUUAAUAAAAUAGAACACACACAUUUUCGCUCAGUUCUUUACAGAAUUUGAAGUUUUGAACUUGUCCAAAUUGAAAGCUCUUUUCCUUCUUCUUCUCAAAGAAAACUAGGGUUUUGUUUUGUUACUGGUUGAAUUUUGAAUCCAAUGGCGUCUGUGUACAUUCCAGUGCAGAACUCGGAAGAGGAAGUUAGGGUAGCAUUGGACCAACUCCCUAGGGAUGCUUCUGACAUUCUCGACAUUCUUAAGGCAGAACAAGCUCCUCUUGAUCUCUGGCUUAUAAUUGCUAGGGAAUAUUUCAAACAAGGCAAAGUCGAUCAGUUUCGGCAAAUCUUGGAAGAAGGGUCUAGCCCAGAGAUUGAUGAAUAUUAUGCAGAUGUGAGGUAUGAGAGGAUUGCCAUUCUAAAUGCAUUAGGUGCAUAUUACAGUUAUCUUGGGAAGAUUGAGACAAAACAAAGAGAAAAGGAAGAGCACUUUAUAAUGGCAACUCAAUAUUAUAAUAAAGCAUCCAGAAUUGACAUGCACGAGCCCUCCACGUGGGUUGGGAAAGGUCAGCUUUUACUUGCCAAGGGCGAUAUAGAACAGGCAUUUGCUGCUUUCAAGAUUGUACUUGAUGGAGAUCGUGAUAAUGUUCCUGCUCUCCUGGGUCAGGCCUGUGUUCAGUUUAGCCGUGGACGAUAUUCUGAUUCACUGGAGCUAUAUAAGAGGGCCUUGCAAGUGUAUCCUGACUGUCCUGCUGCAGUAAGGCUUGGAAUAGGUCUCUGUAGAUACAAAUUGGGCCAAUUCGAUAAGGCAAAACAGGCGUUUUGUCGUGUCUUGCAGUUAGAUCCAGAAAAUGUGGACGCUCUGGUGGCACUAGCAAUUCUGGAUCUGCAAAACAAUGAAGCUUCUGGUAUUAGGAGAGGAAUGGAAAAGAUGCAAAGAGCCUUUGAGAUAUAUCCUUACUGUGCAAUGGCUCUAAAUUAUCUGGCCAAUCAUUUUUUCUUCACUGGCCAGCAUUUCCUUGUGGAGCAAUUGACUGAGACUGCACUUGCUGUAACCACUCAUGGGCCAACUAAGUCUCAUUCAUACUACAAUUUGGCACGCUCCUACCACAGCAAGGGCGACUAUGAGAAAGCUGGAAUGUACUACAUGGCAUCUGUGAAAGAAAGCAGUAAGCCACAUGACUUUGUAUUACCCUAUUAUGGAUUGGGACAAGUACAGUUGAAGUUAGGAGAUCUUCGGAGUUCGUUGGCGAAUUUUGAGAAAGUCUUGGAGGUUCAUCCUGAAAGUUGCGAGGCAGUGAAAGCUCUUGCACACAUUUAUGUGCAGCUUGGCCAGGCAGAGAAGGUUCAGGAAUAUUUGAAGAAAGCCACAAAAAUUGAUCCUCGUGAUCCCCAGGCCUUUUUGGAUAUAGGAGAGCUGUUAAUUUCAAAUGAUCCUGCUGCUGCUUUAGAGGCCUUUAAAACAGCGCGUAAUUUGCUUAAGAAAUCAAAUGAAGAAGUACCAAUAGAGUUGCUCAACAAUAUUGGCGUCCUCCAUUUUGAAAGGGAAGAAUUUGAGCUUGCUACACAAAGUUUUAAGGAAGCUUUAGGUGAUGGCAUAUGGAUUAGGUUCCUUGAUGCUAAAGCACGGUCUAAUGAUCCAACUUCUGGAGGGCUUUUAUAUCGCAAUGGUGAAACACAAUCUGAUCUGUUAAAAAGUGCACAAUAUCCAAUUGAUGCCAGUGCAUCUGUUCGACAAUACAAGGACUUCCAGCUAUUUGAUAGACUUGAGGAACAAGGAAUUACUGUGGAACUUCCUUGGAACAAAGUUUCGACACUCUUUAACAUGGCAAGAUUACUGGAGCAGUUGCAUGACACAGAAACUGCCAGCAUCUUUUACCGACUUAUCUUAUUCAAGUAUCCAGAGUAUGCAGAUGCUUAUCUGAGGCUGGCGUCCAUUGCAAAAGCCCGAAAUAAUGUGCAGCUAAGCAAUGAGUUGAUUAGUGAUGCGCUAAAGGUGAAUGAGAAGUAUCCAGAUGCACUGCUAAUGCUUGGUGAUUUGGAACUUAAGAAUGAUGACUGGGUUAAGGCAAAAGAAACUUUUCGGGCUGCUAAGGAUGCAACUGAUGGAAAUGAUUCUUAUGCUACUCUUUGUCUGGGAAAUUGGAAUUACUUUGCGGCGAUUCGGAAUGAGAAAAGAGCUCCGAAACUGGAAGCUACUCAUCUAGAGAAGGCUAAGGAACUAUAUACAAAGGUAUUGGUUUUUUUUUUGAAAAUGGUAACUUUGUCUAUUCCUCAAAAGUCAGUACACUGAUCAGUAUUUACAACA